This is a messenger RNA of Pygocentrus nattereri (red-bellied piranha), 3213 nucleotides long. It is a transcript of the gene sirt2, whose product is annotated as sirtuin 2 (silent mating type information regulation 2, homolog) 2 (S. cerevisiae). The record is from RefSeq and is a predicted model, not a curated record. Gene Ontology annotation, molecular function: NAD+ binding; histone deacetylase activity, NAD-dependent. The coding region runs from base 136 to 1299 and encodes 387 amino acids. Lineage: Eukaryota; Metazoa; Chordata; Actinopteri; Characiformes; Serrasalmidae. The transcript is spliced from 16 exons.
GCGGGUUACUCGGACGCACAACAACAAAGCAGCAGCAGUCCCUUUAAAGAAGGAGACCGUUUUUAAGGAUUUAACAUCAAUAAAAACCUGUAAAUCAAGCUUAAUAUUAUUUUCGGGCCUAGAGAAGACGGAUAGAUGUCUGAGUCUCAAGAACAGGCUAAAAGAGCAGAAGAGGAGACUGAUACACCAGAUCUGCAGGGUGAGUCGGACGACAGCAGUGACGAGGGUGAAGCCUGUGGAGACAGUGAAAUGGAUUUCCUGCGCAAUCUCUUCUCUCGGACUCUUGGCCUGAGUCCUGGAGAGAAAGUUCUUGAUGAGCUGAGCCUCGAGGGGGUUGCCCGCUACAUGCAGAGCGGUAAAUGUAAGAGCAUUAUCUGCAUGGUGGGUGCAGGAAUAUCAACAUCGGCUGGCAUCCCCGACUUCCGCUCUCCAGGAACCGGUCUCUAUGCAAACCUGCAGAAGUAUAACCUGCCCUAUCCUGAGGCCAUCUUUCAGAUCGACUACUUCAAGAAACAUCCGGAGCCGUUCUUUGCUCUGGCCAGGGAGCUGUAUCCAGGACAGUUUAAGCCCACAGUGUGUCACUACUUCAUCAGAAUGCUGAAGGAUAAAGGCCUGCUCAGACGCUGCUACUCACAGAACAUUGAUACUUUAGAGAGAGUGGCGGGGCUGCAAGGAGAGGACCUGGUUGAAGCCCAUGGCACCUUCCACACCUCCCACUGUGUGAGCUUCUUCUGCCGGAAGGAGUACACCAUGGAGUGGAUGAAAGAGAAGAUCUUUUCCGAGGACAUCCCGAAGUGUGAAGCCUGCAACAAUCUAGUCAAACCUGACAUUGUGUUCUUUGGGGAGAAUCUGCCAGCUCGGUUCUUCAGCGCAAUGAAACAGGACUUCCCCAGCUGUGACCUCCUCAUCAUAAUGGGCACUUCUCUACAGGUUCAGCCGUUUGCAUCUCUUGUCAGCAGAGUUCCAAACAGUUGUCCUCGACUCCUCAUCAACCUGGAGAAGACAGGACAGUCGGACUUUGCGUCGAGUUUACUGGGUUUCGGAGGAGGGAUGGAUUUUGAUUCAGAUAAAGCUUACAGGGAUGUUGCACAAUUGAGCACUUGUGAUGAUGGUUGCUUGGCUUUAGCAGACCUGCUGGGCUGGAAGGCGGAGUUGGAGGAGCUGGUGAAGCGUGAACACGCUUUGAUUGACAGCAGAGAUGCAAAAAAGAAAGGUGAGAAGUCAAGUCAGAGCUCCGGAGCCACUGAGAAAGCUAAAGGGGCAGAGUCUGAAGCUGGGAAGAGUGACAAGACUGAGUAACCAAUCGGAAAAAAAGAAGCCCAGCCCGGGACUGCCCAUGUGGUCCCAUGAAUGGUCAUUUUUACUUUGUCUCCCUCCUCUUUCUGCCUCUUUGGAAUGGUGAACUCCACCAAGAAGGACAAGGUUCGGUUUCCUAGAAGAACAAAAGUUCUAAUAUCCUAACGUUAUAGUCCUUCACCAUCUUCUGAUGCCAGUGUAGUAGAACCAAGGCCAAAGCAGUUAGCAAUACACACCAUAUAAGCUUUAAGCUGUACCGAAACUCAUUGAGCAGGGAGAGGCAUAGGGCAGCAGAUACAGAGCCACUCAUGGGAGCUCCUCUUAAAGGGGAAUUCCACCAAAUUUCCUCAAUGUCUGCAUAAUCAAAGAGUUAAAAUGUAAACAGAGUCGUUCAGAGUGGUUCAGUGUGAAAUGCUCUGUUCUAGAGAAACCUAGAGUCAGAAUUGUUCACAGUGGUGGUGAUAGGAACCAGACGUCCGCCUCUAAACAUCUAGCUCCCUUACAGAAAGCUAUUGCAUCAAAUGGUUAUGAAUUCACUGCCUGAUGUCUGGUGAUAGUUUUGAGAAGAUUUUGGUUCUGAAACGUAAUUUUAGAAAACGUUUAUGGUGGAGGGAUAUGUGCAGGGCAUUUUGAGGGCGCUGCCCUGCGAUGGACUGGCGACCUGUCCAGGGUGUAUCCUGCCUUCCGCCCGAAGACCGCUGGGAUAGGCUCCAGCAUCCCCCCGCGACCCUGACGGAGAAGCGGCUUAGAAAAUGGAUGGAUGGAUGGAUUUUGAGGCAAAGAAAACAUUCUUGAACUGUUUGACUUAAUAAACUAAGAAGGCAUGUGUAGGUUCACUGGUCCUGUUGGACGGUAAAUAAAAUGUCUUUACAGUGAAUCAUUUCACAUCAAACCACUCUGAAUGACUUUGGUGACAGCUCAACCACUGAAUUAUGGAGGAAUUUUACAAAAUUGGUGGAAUUCCACUUUGAGUGCAUUGGUUGGGUCAGAAAAACUCUAGUUUCACUAUAAUUCAUCUUAACUAUAAAGUGCAUAAGAAUAAGGAUUUUAGCAGCUAUUUGCAAUCUAAUCCGUUUUAUUAUCAUUAUUAUUAUUAUUAAUAAUAUUGUUAAUAAUAAAUUAUGCUUAUAUAAUUAAGGCCCCACAUGUGCACAUGAGGAUGUUUACUACCUUGAUUGAGUUGUGUUUAACUCUUCAAAUGAUAAACCUGGUCGUGGGAGAUUUGCAGUGUCCCCCUCUUUUUUUGUAUAAGCAGUUUCUUUUCUUUUAAGAAUAUUUUUAUUAAUGCCUUCAUUAAUUAUAACAACAUACUUAAUGCAUUCUAUUAAGUUAACCUAAUUGACGCCUGAUUUGCUUCUCUUUUUGUUGGCAUGUUAUGUAUCUCAAUAGCAUGAUGAUGCAAAAGCAUAAUGUUUACAGCAGUAUUGCUGUGAUUUGCUCCCCGAGUUGAUGCAUUUGGUAACCAGCAAAAAUGGGAAUUAAACAGUAAACAAAUGAACAAACAGUUUUGUUGUCCCUCUUUUCAGAAGAGGACUGUCCAGUUGUAUUAAUAGCUUUUUAUCAAUAUUAAUAGCUGUUCUAAUAAAGCUCCCUGAGUUAAUGUAUUGAGACGACAGCAGCAUGAACGAAACUGCAUGAGGAAGAAGAAGCUGUGGCUCAGUAGUGAAGGUCGUCCUCCUCUGGACGCCAAACAGCUCUUCAUGUGUUUAUGCUCAGUGUAGGUUGGUCAUCUCUAUGCCAACUGAGAUUAUGAGUUAUCUGAGUUAUAGAUAACGAUUAUUUACACAUACCCACAUCACAUCACGUCCUCUACCAGAAACAAACGGUCUCAGUGUCUUUCUGCUCAUUUUAGUCUCUACUUAUUUGCUGACAUAUUUUGGAGAAAAAAAAUUAAAGUGUGCCUUAACUUUUCCGCAA